GCGAUCUCUUCCAAGUGGCUCUUCAAGCGCAAGACCGACGCCGACGGCAACAUUGAGCGCUACAAGAGCAAACUUAUAGCCAAGUGGUAUCAGCAGCAAGAGAAGAAGGACUACAAUGAAGUGUAUGCUCCUGUGGUGAAGGGUACAACCCUUCGAACCCUCUUCGCCGCGGCGGCCAUCAAGGGAUGGGUGGUGAAGCAAAUGGAUAUAGUAACGGCCUUCCUCAACGGCGUUUUGGAGGAAGAGACCUACAUGGAGCAGCCAGAGGGGCACAAUGAUGGGAGUGGCAGAGUGUGGAAGCUGAAGAAAGCACUCUAUGGCCUCAAGCAAGCCCCUAGGCAAUGAUUCUAAGGCCAACAAUCCGAGGGGGAGUUUGUUGGUGCAACCCUAUGGCUUGCACUCGGCUUGUCGUCCUUGUUUGUGUGUGUGCAUGCAUGGCAUGGAAUGAAUUGUGAGUCUAUGUCAUUGCUAUCCAGUGCUUGUGUGUGUGUUUGAAUGGUGUAUCACAAUGUGGCUUGUGUC
Molecule: messenger RNA, 522 nt
Organism: Closterium sp. NIES-67
Lineage: Eukaryota; Viridiplantae; Streptophyta; Zygnematophyceae; Desmidiales; Closteriaceae
Source: the annotation of a GenBank genome assembly